Messenger RNA from Pomacea canaliculata, 1021 nucleotides. RefSeq names its product complement C1q subcomponent subunit C-like. The transcript has 3 exons. The record is from RefSeq and is a predicted model, not a curated record. The coding region runs from base 67 to 660 and encodes 197 amino acids. Gene Ontology annotation, molecular function: protein binding. Lineage: Eukaryota; Metazoa; Mollusca; Gastropoda; Architaenioglossa; Ampullariidae.
CAAAUGAGACUGAAAUCCCACAGCAACGUGUUCUUCUAGAAAGAGUGGUGCAGUCUGACAAAAACAAUGUUUCUUAAACAGCUUAUCGUUGUUGUGAUGACGUGCACGACAUCUGUGGCUAGCACUCUGCCAGAAGGGUCAUCUGACAGGGACCAAGUUGUCGCCAAGAUGGCCAGCCGUUUGGAAGAAGUAAUGGGUGAACUUGCUGCACUUAAAAGCAGGCUUGAUCUCGUUCAGUGUUCACCACACGUGGGCUUUACACUAACGCUUGAUGUCAACCUCACCGUGGCACCGGAAGAGAUCAUCAAGUUUGACUACAUCAUGUACAACGAAGGCCAGGGUUACGACCCUGAGACCGGUUACUUCACGGCGCCUGUCGGAGGGAUGUACUUAUUCUUUGUUCAGGCAGAGACGCCGCCAGGAGCUGGGUUCGGCCUCAGCCUGAUGAAAGAAGAUGCCGAGUGGGCCUACAUCUCCGGCAACAACGAGGACUCACGGCUGACCCUCUUUGACGAGGUCGUCUUGAACCUUCAGCAAGGGCAGAGAGUCUGGAUCCUAAAGCGAGACAACUCCAACCCUGUGAUCCGACACCGAUCUAAUUUCGGAGGCUUUCUCAUCGCCCCUGACAGGCAGUGUGUGAUCCCUAAUAACCUGAGUUAAAUCCCCUUCAGGAAUCCAUCUCAGAGCCUAAUUGACUUUCUUCAGUCUUUUCAGAAUUCUGGGAAACGAUAUUCUUUUUUAUGGCUGCGUCAAGCCCAAUGUAGGCCACAUAUUUUUUCUCAAAUCUGGGGAAAUAUUCCCUUCUGUUCUUCAAUCAGACAAUAAAUUGUGCAUGCGACCUGUACCACUUAGUGUCCUGUGUAUGAGGUGUAAGGUAUGCACUGCAGGGUGGAUGAGCACCACCCUAUACACACGACUGCACAGAACCCUCAAGUGAACAGGCAACUGGAAUGGUUAAGAUGCCAGCAAAUAUUGCAUGCACGACGCAGAAGAUACAACUAAAUAAAGUCAAAAAAAAAAU